Racocetra persica is the source of this 244-nucleotide messenger RNA. The record is from the annotation of a GenBank genome assembly. NCBI's taxonomy places the organism in Eukaryota, Fungi, Glomeromycota, Glomeromycetes, Diversisporales, Gigasporaceae.
AUGAUAGAGUAUAAUAGAAAAAAAAGUAAGCAGUUACAAGUAGAAAUUGAUGAUAUUGAUGAUGGAAAAAUGAAAUGUAAAAAGAAUAAUUAUGUAAAUGGUAAGAAAAAAAUAAAGAUUAAUAAAAUGAUUAAGAAUAAUGAAAAAAGCUUGAAGAAAAAGAAAAGCAAAGGAAAGGUGAACACUUACUUGAAAUCUGAAUUAGAAGAAUAUUUAAUUGUAGAAGAGUCUUGCUGGAGAACUU